AUGUCUCAGCAAUCGAGUGAUGAUUCCCCCGUUUCAGACUCGGCAACACUGGAAGAGUCCUCUAACCCUAAUAGAAUUCUUAAGGUUGUCCCUUUAAGGACGAUUAGCAGUGACGAAGUAAAUGCCACAAAGCCUAAAACGACUCAUGUAAAACGGCCCAGGGAGGGUAUUCACAACAAGGGUACCAAAUCCUCAGCAUUUGCUACCAUGGAGGAACUUACUAAAGAAGGAUCCAAAUAUGUCGAUAGCGCAAUUACCAGGAUUGUCACUCGUAUUCUGAAGGAGAAUCAUCAAGUGCCUGGAAUAUCUAUUCCUCUUCAAACCAUAAUGGCUGAUCCCCUCAAUAACACCAAUAAGGUUGAGGCUGUUCACACCGUUGAUAGUGACCUAGAAAUCAACAAGGAUGAACAAGGGUUUGCUAAGAAUACCAAUGUUACCGAGGAUGUCAUUGACAUCGACAAUAAUGAGCACCCUAAGGCCAAUACUGAAACUGAUACUAAUGUGGUAGACUUAGAUGAGUACUCUGACGACGAAUUACUUACCUCCUUGAAUCCUAGUGUAGCCAACAUGCUAAUGACAAGAAGAAAAGGCAAAGCUGUUGUCCAAGGAUCUCCUAAAAGGAGCACUCAAGUAAACAACCCUGCCAAAGACACUGUCAGGAAGAAGAGUACUUCUGCAGGUCCUGUCAAGAGCAAAGCUGUAACCAAGAGUAAAGGGGUUGGUCCAUCAAAAUCUUGGAGCAGGGUCAUUCCAAAGAAAAGAAAGGAGCGGGAAAUUGUUGAGCCUGAAUCUGAUGUUGAAGUGAAUGUCCCUUACAUUCCAUCGAGGAAGAAGCCUACAACCAGUAAGCUUGCUGCUAGUAUUCCUGAAGUUCCCAUGGAUAAUGUGUCUUUCCACUUUGCCUCUAGUGCCUGCGGAUGGAAGUAUGUUCUUCUAAAGAGAUUGGCUGUUGAAAGGGAAUUGGCUCCAAAUGCUCUUGAAAACCAGGAGGUCUUAGAGCUGAUUCAAGAAGCUGGACUUCUAAAAGAAUUUGUGGUAAACCUAUCUGAAGAUUGUGGCAACAACAGGAGUGCAGACUACAGAAAGGUGUUUGUAAGAGGUAAGUGUGUAUCGUUCUCUCUUCUAUGA
Messenger RNA from Vicia villosa (hairy vetch), 1128 nucleotides. RefSeq lists its product as uncharacterized. The record is from RefSeq and is a predicted model, not a curated record. The coding region runs from base 1 to 1128 and encodes 375 amino acids. Lineage: Eukaryota; Viridiplantae; Streptophyta; Magnoliopsida; Fabales; Fabaceae. The transcript has a single exon.